This is a messenger RNA of Rhipicephalus microplus (southern cattle tick), 6075 nucleotides long. Its product is annotated as unhealthy ribosome biogenesis protein 2 homolog. NCBI's taxonomy places the organism in Eukaryota, Metazoa, Arthropoda, Arachnida, Ixodida, Ixodidae. Gene Ontology annotation, biological process: ribosome biogenesis. The record is from RefSeq and is a predicted model, not a curated record. Gene Ontology annotation, cellular component: nucleolus.
UCCAGUUGUUAUGCAGCGUGGUGUGCGGUGCAUGGAGGUGCGGUGUGUGCUACUCGGGCGGCCGCAUCCACGUGUUUGUGUUUACAGCCUGCUUACCUUUUGAUCUGUGUCAGUGUGCGAUAUUCAACACUGUUAACGUUGUGUCGCCUCUGAAAUGCCAGGCCGAAAAGGCCAAUUAUCGAUCGUCCGUAAUAGUUCUGACGACGCACAGUAACUGACAGACGUGACUGACUGACUUCUCGUCGAUUUUCCCGUGGGCACUUUCCAGCAUAAAAGAAGCGACGUUGAAAUCAUCAUGGCUCUCGCAAACAGCCUGAUGUACGAGCUCACAAAUAAUAGACUAAGUAGGAGCAUGAGAUUUGCCCGAAUGGCGCUACGUUCUCCAGUCUACAUACCUCAAAAACGAGAGAUCAUCGUCUCGUGGAUCUGCCGAACCAUUGAGGAGCGAGAAAGGUUGAAGAUGACAGGCGAGGGCACUGGUGCUCUUUGGAAAAUGCUACUGUCGUUGGUCAAUGAUAUGCAGCCUCUUGAGGUUGCUAUGGUUGUACAAGACUCGUUCCUACAGUCCAGGAGAAACUUGAACAACUUGCAAAGACUGAUUAUGCAGAAUGUCCUGCUGGAAACAAUGACUGCUCUUAUCCAGAAAGCACCACAGAGUACACUGAUCCUGAAGCUACCAGCAUUGGUGGCGCUCCUGUCUGUAACACUGAAACAGUGUCGCCUGUGUAUAAAGAAGGCGGCAUUGCUUGACCAUUUGUGCUUCACCGCAUCUGCAUUGAUGGAGGUUGUCUUAGCACCCUGGUAUCAAAAUCCAUGCAAUACGCAGGAGGCAUUUGGUCAUCUCAAGCCGUUGCUCGGCAACAUGAUGUACAUUUUGCACUUCAAGAAAGCAGGAUCAUCAGAAGCUGUACAGAAGGUGCACAAAACGAUAAAGAAAUUUGUGCACGUCUGCUUCUUCCAGAGGAGCAACGUGAAUACCUGGCUGAUAGCUCUGUAUGAGUAUCUACGCAUAGAUGGCUGGAACGCUGUAGUCCCUUUCAGCAAAGAACAGCUGGAGGAAUUUAAAAAACGCAAAGGGAAAGGAGAAGACGAUGAACCUGAAGAUGAGCCUGCAGAUGGAGAUGUAAAAGUAGAUGAAAAGAUGAUUGAAAAGCUGCAGGCUGAGCCCCAUAAACAGAAAAUAGCGCAGAAGGAUGAUGAGUACCUGCUGGAACAGCUCAUGGAAUUCCUCAGCAAUGUACUCAAAGAAGAGAAAGUAUUAUCAAAGACAUCUCCAGCAAACUACAUGCCCGAGUUCUUUCCUGUGUUCCUUGAGGGUCUCAUCACUCGCAACAAAACUGAAGACCUGCAGUCUAAUACGGUACUGUUGGCUUACUUUGCCUAUCAUCUUGGUGUCAAGUGCGCUACAUUCAACGGAACAGUGCCCAUGAACAUGACGCUGAGUCAAGAGCAGCGACUCUACUACCUUAAAAAGCUCCUGGAGGUGUACCAGGCCACCGAGCAAUACUGCCUAGUCGUGGUGAUGCCCCAGUUCAAGCGCAGUCUGUUCAAGCCACGCCGCUGGUUUGGAGAGCUCGCUGCCAAGCUACAGUCCCUAGAGUACACAACUGCUGCCUGGUUCCAGUGCCUGGGUACCAUAAUGAGGAUUGCACCCAAUCUUGUCGAAGGCAGCAUGAUCAAAACUCUGGAGAAAUGCUGGGAGGUUUGUGGACAGCAACGACCAGGCCUCAUAAAGGCGAGGAACCUACUUCUAGACAGCAUCCUUGCCACCUACACCGAACUGUUUCGAGUGCCAAAGCUCAUCCGGAACAUUUUCUCAUCGUUCACGCACCUGAGCACCCCACUAGCGCAGACAAGCCUCCCAGUGUCUUUCCUGCACAAGUUAGCUGAAUGCUGCAUCAACCUCCCUCCCGGCCAGCUGACCGACACGUGGCAGUUUCUUGUAGACCAACUCGGCUACUGGACGACAGGGAAUACCAAGGGAAACAUGCCUGAAAGUGGAGUGCCUGCAAAAAAGGAGAACCACCUCCCCAAGGUCCUUGUUGUGACAGAAAUUUUCCAAACAUUUGCACACCACAUCCAGGUAGUCAACCCAACCACGCCACCAUUGUAUGUGAUGAAAAUCUGCGAGUUGAUGCUAGCGACCCGCGAGCUUGCCACGCAGAUGCUGGAUGUCAGCUUCAAGAAGCAAAAUAAGCAACGUGCCCGAUGUGCUCUGUCCAUGUUUCACCUGUGGGGAGAGCUUCAUCUUGUUCUCUGCCUAUAUCGGAGAAGUUAUGGCGAAGCAUACACAGCUCCCGAGCUGACAGCACCGCUGGAGGCCACGGACCUUUCUUUCCUCCAUCCUUCCCUCACAGCUGACAAAGUGGAGUCCCUGUUGGUCAUGAUGCAAGCAGACCACACAAAGCUCAUAUGCCACCACCUCAUGCUUCUCUGGAUUCAAAAGAUUAGGGCACUUGUCCUGUUCACGGAAGUUACAAACGAACAUCUUGAAGCGAGUUUGCAAGCUACAGCCAAGUUGGUUUUCUCCCAUGUUGACAUGACUGUUAGCACUUCAGUGUGGUCACAGAGGGUAUGUGAAAUUUCAGAAAGCCGUUUUCCUGUGGCUUCGUUGCACACACUGUUGAUCAACUUCCCCCUGCUGUCCCCUUACUUGCCAGCUAAGGAUGUCACAGCACUCUGCCAGUUCUUCUUGGAAGUGAUGGCACAUACGAAAGGAAAAGAUGUGGUUGACAGCAAGAAGAAUUCCAUCAGUCAAACAAAAAUUGUCACCACCUACCUUGGAAGCCAAGCAUUUAUUGAAUGCAAGUUGGCCCAGACCUGCUAUGUCACAGCUGUAUGGAAAUGUGUUUCUACGAUGUUCAAGGCUAGAAAAAGGAAGCUUGACUCUGAAGAAGAGCCCAGAGGUCUGUGUCGGGCACUUGUGGACGUCCUUUCGGGACCUGUGAAGUGGGAAAAGUAUGCAGAGACUGUUCCACAGGCCGACUACAGCUCGAAACAGCUACUGCCUUCGGAAGGCCUCAACAAGAUGUGGGAAGCCAUUCAUGCUGCCUCUGAAAAGCUGGCAGCCAUCAUUGCCACGAGCUCGGAGACCUUCAGUGAGAGAAUCACUGUGGCAGACGUCUCGUUUUUACUGGAGGCCUUGGACCGCCUCCCCUUGGGCAGCCUGUUUCCGGGAAACCAGUUGCGGUGUAUGCUUGGCCUUCUGGCAGUCACCUUUCUGCUUGAGGGCACAGUGGAGAAGAAAAGCGGCCCCCUCUGGGAGAAGAGACUAGCGGUUGUGAAAAGUGCUGUGGGAACCUUCUCUGCACUGUUGCAGAGCCCCAGGAGGUCCUGGCUUCUUGACUUCGUCAGCGGUGGAGCCUUGAUAAGCCGGCUAGUUGCAGUCUUCCAAGGCAACCUCUGUCAGGCCCUGGAGGACGAGUCAAUGCUGCAACUUUACGAGGGCAUCCUGGAGGCACUAGUGCGCCAAGCAUUGCGAAAGAAAAACACAGUCAGAAUGUUGAGUUCUGUAGUGAAAGAGAUUAAAGAAGUGGUUUCAUCUGCGAAGGGUCCUCUUUCAAAAGCACACACCAGUGCUGCGCUGGUUCUUUUCAAGGGAUUGGUGCUGGAGUUGCGCCGAAAGCCUCAUGAAGAUGUCAAAAGCUACAUCCAAAAGAUGGCCCACACAAUGUCAGAAGGUGCGGACUCCUGGCUGGGACGACUUCUUGGGUGCACCAAGCCAUCGGCAGAGAUGAGGAGACACAUCUACACUAUCGGCCUACUGCAGGCGCAGUACGCAUUUUGUUCCCAUAGGCUGUCGACUGACAGUGAAGUCAAUGACAGCUGCUGCAGCAAAGACACUCUUGCCGCCCUUUCCAUGGCCACGGCCGAACUGCAACAAUCAGAGGCAAGUGAAGUUGCUGACACCCUGGUUGAAGUUAUGGCACGGUUAGCUCACUACAGGUCCCGGUCCCCAGAACUACUGCCAGCUCCUUUUUCAGCACUGGGAAAAGGGAUCUAUACGCAGCUUGCACUGAGAGCUGCCGCUGAGUCAGCAAAGGCAGCCAGUGGCACCGUUUCCUUGACCCUGGAGAACUGCAUUCCAGACAAGCACUGCAAACUCACGGAGACAUUCUUUCAGGCCUGCACCUUGGCGGAAUUGAAAGAUAUUCUUGGUGAACUUGUGUCAACCCUGAUGAAAGACGAUGUGCAGUCAGUGCCAAUGAAAGUGCAUCUUCAAGUUCUCCAGCUUGUCUGCUCUUGUGUGGACAACCAGAAGCAAGAUGGAACUGCAAAGGACAUCAUGUCUAUAAUUCACAAAAUUAUCGAGUACUUUGCUGUCAUCCUUAGUCUGUAUGAGCUUGCUGAUCAUCCUGAGCUUGUUGUAUAUGUUCUCAAGUUUUUUUCAACACUUAUGACAAUGAGAAAAGUCGUUCUCUCCCAUCGAGGUGGAGUGGUGAUCUUGCAGUCAUUGAGCAGCCUCAACCUACUGCACCUGUGGAGCAGAAGCCAGGAACAUUUCUGCCAGUCUGUCGUGGCUGCUUCCAGGCUCCUCAGCAUCUUUCUCAGCAAGAGGAUAGUGAUGGUUGUCGGGUGCACGGUGGCCUACCAAAGCUGUGUUUCUCAUCUUCUCAAGAGCAUCAUCAAAGUCGGUGGAUCUGAGCAAUUAAAAGGUGAUUCGGUUAUGGCCUAUCAGGUGCACAUGUGUGCACUUUCCUUGGAAAGAUUGGUCGGUGAGAUUGCCUCACACAAGAAAGAGUUUUCUAAGACAGGUGGAUUUCUCAUAGCAGACUACAUUCUGGAGUCAAUCAACACUGUUUUGCACCCUCCAAUCAAGAAGACACUGCAGUUUUUGGUCUACAAGUUGUUUGAGCUUGCGGAUGAGCACAGAAGAGCCAUGGUGCAUGCAACCCUGCCUAAGGAAGGAACAGAGGUGUUCAAGACCCUAUAUGCUGACUCUAAGAGGCUACGCUUUAAGGGAAAAGUUUAGGGUCUUAGUAGUGAAUGUUAAAUGUUUUAAUUGUUAUUCUAGCUGUGACGUUUUUUCUACUCCGCCAGUAUAAACAUGUCAGUAUCAGGAACACUGCACGAAUAUGGGGAUAGGGAGGCAUAUAGACUGCUUCUGGGAGAAUCAGGGCAUCAGGAGCGCAGGAAAAAAGUGAUAGUGCAUAUGUGACCACAGUGGUAAAGCAGCAGUUCUGUUAACUGACUUCAGCUCAUGUGCAUAAUGUAUCUCUGCAUCAUACGUUCUCCCGAAGAACUCCCUUUCUGAAAUUUGUUCUAAAUUUGUCGACUGCAUGAUCUGUGUCAAUAAAAAAGAAAUAUAUGUAUUUAUGUAUUGGACAAAAGACAUAGUUGUGGUAUUAUGCAAAUAUAACACCGUAUACCAAUAUUUUAGUUCUGUUUGCAGUUUCCUUCAGUUUUGAUGGCUCAUAAUGUAGAGAAAAUGCGGCGCUGAAAAGCGAAGCCACAUGGUUAUAUCAGGUUUAGUAUUUUUUUUUUUUGCACCACAUCAUCUCAUACAGCAAAGUUGGUAAGGAGAGUGCAGUGCCCAUAAAAAAUGGCAGCGGGAACAGUUAAAAGUUCAACACAGCCACCCCCCGCUCCUAGUCUCUCUUGGAAGGAAAUCCUGGCUCUACCCCUGGAAGUUGGGCCAGCAUGCAGUCAAGCAUUUCUGUGAAAAGCAACAGGCAUUUACUGUGUUUCCCCGCUUGCAGUGUCAUUUUAUGAAGUCAUGCUUCACAAUUACAAUAGCAUCAUCCUCGCAGCUAGAAGAGAAAUAAUGAGACAGAACAUGCACAUUUUCUGUUCUCUAUAUUUUUUCGUACAACCUUUGCAAAUCUUGUUGCAGUGUUUCAUGGCAUUCUAAUAAAGCUUUUUUUUUUUUUUGGUGCAUUUCUGACAAAACUGGUAAGCACUUAAACAUCUUUGUUGCUGUUGCCUUUUUUUUUAAAUCCAUCACAUUUCAAUAAAACCUAUUUUGAGUGCAUUUGUGAACAAAAUGAUCUUGCAUUUUUAUUUUUUUUUAAUUUUCGUCCCAGCUAAGUAAAAUAGACUUGGGGUGCUUUUCUAAUAAAGAAGCCUUUGGAAAGC